Pseudogymnoascus destructans is the source of this 204-nucleotide messenger RNA. RefSeq lists its product as uncharacterized. The coding region runs from base 1 to 204 and encodes 67 amino acids. NCBI's taxonomy places the organism in Eukaryota, Fungi, Ascomycota, Leotiomycetes, Thelebolales, Thelebolaceae. The record is from RefSeq and is a predicted model, not a curated record. The transcript has 2 exons.
AUGGCAAUUUCUAACUUUCUAAACCCAAGCGACGAAGAAGAGGAUAUACAAAAUGGGACACCAAGCGAGGACGAGGUUCUACAAGAGGUUAUUGAUGAGCAUCUAGGUCUUCAGCAGACUCAAGAAGAUGACGAAGAAGAGUUUAGAAUCAGAGCGCUCUUUACAUUCUGUGAAGAGCGCUCGUCAAGCACUCCAAUACGUUAG